UGAGUUCAGAGAGCUCGACUAAUGCCUGUGAGGCAAGCAAAGAGGAAGAGAAAGGAAUAACACAGUCUGCGUUGCGUAGCAGAUAUGGGGAUGAUUCAUGUUUAAGAGCUUUCCCUCACUCCCACACUUUAGUAAAGAUGUAUUAGAGGAAAAGAGAGAACUGUUAAGAAAAAAAAGUCUAAAGGAGGUUGGGAGGAGUCUUUUUAGAUGUAUUGUUUGUUCUCUUGGAACCUGGUGAGCAGAAGCUCAAGACAGACAGAGCAAAAAGACUCUGUGGACCCUCCAAGUUGUCUGACAGGCACUAUUGGAAAGACGAGACCCAGGGAGAGACAGAGUAGGCUAAAGAGAGAGGGAGAGCAGCACUCCACUCCCCCCUCCCAGCAAAUGGGAGAGCAAGUCUAAAUCAUGUUGCUUAUCACUGCUGUGGUGCUGUGAUGUUGCUCAGGCAGAGCCUGGCGCAGAGGAAGCAGCCGUUCAGACCAGGACCCAGACCCAGGAUUAGCCCAGCCUCCUCAGAGCUGGAGACCCUCUCCCCACCACGUCUUUCGCCCUCGCCCCGUGCCCCGCUCACUGACAUGUACCCUGAAGAGAGCCGGGGGUCUGGAGGGGUUGCUGCUGUGGACUUCCUGGAAGGGACGUAUGACUAUGCCGUCCCCACCCCUGCCCCGACUCCUCUUUACAGCCACUCCACCACUGGCUACUACUCUGGUCCUCUGGACGCCCACGGACCACCCUCUGAUGGCAGUCUCCAGUCUCUGGGCAGUGGGCCGACCAGCCCUCUUGUAUUUGUGCCAUCAAGCCCCAGACUCAGUCCAUUUAUGCAUGCACCCAGUCACCACUAUCUGGAAACCACCUCGACACCCGUCUACAGAUCAAGCCACCAGCCAGCCUCCAGAGAGGACCAGUGUGACACCCGUGACGAGGCAUGCGAUGUGGGGGAGCUGGGAGCUGGAGCUGGGGCAUUUGAGAUGGCCAAAGAGACACGCUUCUGUGCUGUGUGCAGUGACUAUGCGUCUGGGUACCACUAUGGGGUGUGGUCUUGCGAGGGCUGCAAGGCCUUCUUCAAGAGGAGCAUCCAGGGUCACAAUGACUAUAUGUGCCCAGCAACCAAUCAGUGUACCAUUGACAGGAAUCGGAGGAAGAGUUGCCAGGCUUGCCGUCUUAGGAAGUGUUAUGAAGUGGGUAUGAUGAAAGGAGGUGUGCGCAAGGACCGUGGUCGUGUUUUGCGACGUGAUAAGCGACGGAGCGGCAUCAGUGACAGAAAGGCAGCUAAAGGCCUGGAACACAAAACAGCAGCCCACCAUGAUGGGAGGAAACGCAGCAGCACUGCUGUUGAAGGAGGAAAAUCUUCGGUGACCUGCAUGCCUCCUGAGCAGGUGCUCAUCCUGCUCCAGGGUGCUGAACCCCCAAUACUUUGCUCCCGUCAGAAGCUGAGCCGACCCUACACUGAGGUCACCAUGAUGACCCUGCUCACCAGCAUGGCUGACAAGGAGCUGGUUCACAUGAUCGCCUGGGCAAAGAAGCUUCCAGGCUUUCUGCAGCUGUCUCUUCAUGACCAAGUACUGCUGCUUGAGAGCUCAUGGCUGGAGGUGCUGAUGAUCGGGCUUAUUUGGAGGUCCAUCCACUGUCCUGGCAAGCUCAUCUUUGCACAGGACCUCAUACUGGACAGGAAUGAAGGAGACUGUGUUGAGGGCAUGACUGAAAUCUUCGACAUGUUGCUGGCCACUGCUUCCCGCUUCCGGCUGCUCAAACUCAAACCUGAGGAAUUUCUCUGCCUUAAAGCCAUCAUCCUACUCAACUCUGGUGCCUUUUCUUUCUGCACUGGCACAAUGGAGCCCCUUCAUGACAGCACGGCAGUUCAGACCAUGUUGGACACCAUCACCGACGCACUCAUACAUCAUAUCAGCCAAUCGGGAUACUCGGCUCAGCAGCAGGCGAGGAGGCAGGCCCAGCUGCUCCUACUGCUCUCCCACAUCAGGCACAUGAGCAACAAAGGCAUGGAACACCUCUACAGCAUGAAGUGCAAAAACAAAGUGCCGCUUUACGACCUGCUACUGGAGAUGCUUGAUGCUCACCACCUUCACCAACCAGUCAAAUCAGCCCAGUCAGAGACCCUCAGAGAUGCUCCCUUUACCAGCAGCAGCUCCUCCUCAGCUGGUUCCAGUUCAGGACCUCGAGGCAGCCAUGAGAGCCUGAGCAGAGCCCCAUCCGCUCCGAGUGUCUUGCAGUAUGGAGGGUCCUGCUCCGACUGCGCCCACCCACUAUGAGAUGGUCAAUAGCCAUUUUUGUAGAUGGUGUGUGCCGUUUGGGAGUAGAAGUUCAAGCUUAUAUUAGAUUUAAUUUCAUGACAGAAUUAUUUAUGAAUAAGGUAAAAUGACUUUAUAGCUAGAACUGCACUGACUCAGAACAAUCUGAGUUUUGCUGCAGUUAACCUUAUUUACUGCCUUUCAUAAAGUCUGUGAUUCUAAGUUAGUCUUUAACAGCCUUUCAGUACUGCUUUUUAUUUUCAAAGAAGGUCAUAGUUUAGCACCCUGUUAGCUACAGUGAUUUGAAAUGACGAGCAGCUAAUUUUUCUGUGUAUUCGUCUUGACCAAAGUGCACUUCCUCUUGGAUUGAAGGGGCUCAUGGGCAUUAUUUUUACUUUUGCAUAUAAGAGAUGAUUAAACACAAAAUAACUGUUAAAGAAUAAGCAUCAGGUAUUGUGUAUAGUAUGCAUGCUUACAAUUUAACCUUAUUUAAAGGUCUAAUUGAUUUGGGGUUGCCACAAAUGGCAAGAUCAAACCUGACACAGUACUGAUUACAAGUUAAAGGAAGCCAAAAUGAGUUGUUGGGAAACUUUGUGUUAUCCUGCUCUCUGUGUGCAAGUUUGUUCCCUCUGCUUACUUGCAACAUUAUUCUUUAAAUUUAUGUAUAAAAUAUGUCCGUAUUUGUGAGUGUGUGUCCAUGUUUGAUCAGUGUUAUGGCUGAUGACAGACUCAAAGAGAAAGAGAGUUUGGCUGCAUCUGUUAAUUUGAUGCAUAGAUUUUAUUGUCGAUGCAGUUAUUUCAGUCACAUAAAAGCUACAACCUGUAACUCUUCAACUGCAUAACUUUGGCUGGAUUUACUUGUUCUUAAGCUCAAAUAUCACAGCUUGUAUGUUGUUUUUUUUGUUUUGUUUUUUUUAGAAUUGGAUUCAACUUAAUAAAAAAGUUAUCUGAUAUGAAUGUAA
Messenger RNA from Melanotaenia boesemani (Boeseman's rainbowfish), 3208 nucleotides. RefSeq names its product estrogen receptor 1 (gene esr1). Bases 435 to 2267 code for a protein of 610 amino acids. Gene Ontology annotation, biological process: regulation of DNA-templated transcription; steroid hormone receptor signaling pathway. The transcript is spliced from 10 exons. Gene Ontology annotation, cellular component: nucleus. Lineage: Eukaryota; Metazoa; Chordata; Actinopteri; Atheriniformes; Melanotaeniidae. Gene Ontology annotation, molecular function: sequence-specific DNA binding; DNA-binding transcription factor activity; steroid binding. The record is from RefSeq and is a predicted model, not a curated record.